UCUCCUGAGAAAUGGAAAUGAGUGGAAAUGAAAGUGAAGGCAAAAAGAAACUCACUCAGGUAGGACUCAAUAGAAGAGGGACAGAGUACUCACCAAAGAGUUUCUUGUGUUCAGAGUUGAGGUUUAAACUGGACGAAUAUCAAUAUCUAUUGUUCUUUGAAGCCAAAAGUCUGACGGACACAGAGAGGAAGAAGGUCAGGACAUUUUUCAGAUAAGAAGACUUUCUGGGGGAGGUGACUGUUCCGCAAUCCAAGCCGUCGGAGGUGAUGUCUACAAAAUCUGCUUCAAGGACAAAGAAGACCAGAAAAGAGUUUGGCAGAAGAAGCUUCACAUGGUCCCUUUAGCUUCCGGAGAACGACAUCUGACCAUGAGCCAAACAAAUUCAUCACAGAAACCUGAUCAGCCAUAGACGCCGACGUUUAAAAAACCAAACACACAAAAAAGACCAAUAGGCAGGUAUAACCCAGCACCUCUAAGCCACAGUGACAUGAAGAGAAACCUGAGUUUGAAGACUGUGAUGCUGCAGGGCGCCGCAGCUGUACCUCCAGAUCUGGACCAGGUGAAGGAAAUGCUCAUCAAAGCCAAGAACGUGGCAAACUCUGGAGAAAUCCGAGUGGAUAUCAGCUUCAUCCCAGUGGGAACCACAAUGAUGGAAGUUCGACUGGUGGGCUACAGUGAAAAUGUGAACCAGCUGGAGAAGGUUCUGUGUGACUACCAGACGAACCAGGCCCCCACACAAGAAAGUCUGAACCUACCAAUUCCUGAACUGGUUUACUGUUUAGAUGAAGUCUUAGACCUGAUUGGCUUGAAACACACGAAAGUGACGCUAAAAACCUCAACUACCCCAAAUCCUUGUGUGCUCCUGUCUGGUCGCCGUUGUCACGUAGAUGAGGUGAAGCAGGCUCUGAUCUCCGCUCUCACCUGCCUGACAUCAGACACACUAGUACUAGACGGACCAGGGCCUCAGCAGUACUUCAAGGCAGAUGGCAAAAUAAGCAAAGAUCUCAUACAGAGUUCCUGUCAGGUCCUUAUCAGAGAACAUCCAGGUUUGAACUCCCCGGAUGUGAGGAUCAGCAGCCCUGUCCCCAGCCUCACACCCAGGCCUUCAGAUGAAAGAUCUUGCCUCAACCCCGUCGAGAACAUUGCAGCCAACCAAACAAACCUGCAGAUUAAGCUUGGCACGUUGGAGGAUCAACAGGUGAACGUGUUGGUGGUUCCCAUGCUCCACAAACAGCUGACUUCAACUAAAGUGGGAAAGAAUCUGUUGACUAAAGCAGGGAGCACAAUGCAGUCCAACUUUGACGCAGCUGCUGCAAAGUGUACCAUCAACCCUGGAGAUGUUCUGCAGGUCGCUGGGCCUCCAUCUCUUAGCUGCAACAAGCUCUUCUUCAUUGAGUGUUUGCCCUGGGAUGGAGUCAGAGGGCGGAGUGAGCAGGCUCUGAGAAAGGGUCUGAGGAGAUGUUUGGACCUCUGUGUGCAGCAGGAAUUGAGUUCAGUUGCCUUUCCAGUGAUUGGACCUGGAAUUGUGUUAGGUUACCCGCUCUGUGCCGCCAUUGAAGCUCUGACUGAGAGCAUUUACCAGUUUGGAUCAUCGGGAUUCAUCGGUUCACUCUCCAACAUCUAUGUCGUCAUUAAACCUGAUUAUCCGGACUCUGAGUGCUACCAUGCUGUCUACCGAUCACUCAGCUUGAAUAUGAACCUGGGAGGUCAAGGUAAACUCGACAGCUAAUAUAUGGAGGACGAAACAUG
Pleuronectes platessa (European plaice) is the source of this 1749-nucleotide messenger RNA. RefSeq lists its product as uncharacterized. The transcript has 6 exons. The record is from RefSeq and is a predicted model, not a curated record. Gene Ontology annotation, molecular function: transcription corepressor activity. Gene Ontology annotation, biological process: negative regulation of gene expression. NCBI's taxonomy places the organism in Eukaryota, Metazoa, Chordata, Actinopteri, Pleuronectiformes, Pleuronectidae. Gene Ontology annotation, cellular component: nucleus; cytoplasm. Bases 488 to 1729 code for a protein of 413 amino acids.